Messenger RNA from Nerophis ophidion (straightnose pipefish), 2580 nucleotides. Its product is annotated as zinc finger protein 391-like. Gene Ontology annotation, molecular function: DNA-binding transcription factor activity, RNA polymerase II-specific; RNA polymerase II cis-regulatory region sequence-specific DNA binding. NCBI's taxonomy places the organism in Eukaryota, Metazoa, Chordata, Actinopteri, Syngnathiformes, Syngnathidae. Bases 315 to 2060 code for a protein of 581 amino acids. The transcript is spliced from 3 exons. Gene Ontology annotation, cellular component: nucleus. The record is from RefSeq and is a predicted model, not a curated record. Gene Ontology annotation, biological process: regulation of transcription by RNA polymerase II.
UCACGGCGAGGACAAAGCAAGAUGGCGUCUGACGGUGAAGACGUUAUUGCAGUCGUCACAGUUCAGUGUUCUUAAUCUGUGCCUCCAUGUACACAUAUAUGUCCUUUAUUAGACUCUUGUAAAUAGGGUAAACAUCGUUAAUAACUGUUUGCAUCCGGUUAUAUUAGUCUGAGCGCACUUUGAUGCUUCUCGAGCUAGCUUAGCUUGCUAGUUAGCUUAGCUUGUUAGCUGCUAACAAAGAGAGGCGGAAGUGAUCAAAACACAUCACUAAGUAGAGAUCAAGUGUGAGUGUAAAGUGUUGUGAUUGUGUGAAAAUGUGCCAAAGAACCACAGCAGAGUACGAGGAGGAACUUUGUCCAACAAAAGAGGAGAAGGAGCGACAACAUGAAAAACAUCAAGUUGUGUUACACAGAACAGACAUCCAUCAGCUGAUUGGACACCAAGAAGAAUGUCUCCCUCAUCUGCAGGGGGACAGUUUCACUUUAGAGUAUCCACAUUCCUCACAUUUUAAAGGGGACAAGGAGUAUCCACAGCCCCCCUAUUUUAAAGCGGAAGAGAGGGGAGAUUUUCCUGUAGGGCAGGAGGAGGCUGAUGUCAGCAAGUUUCCACUGACUGUUGUCUCUGUGAAGACUGAAGAGCAUGAAGACAAACCACCUGAGUCCUCACAGCUUCAUCACAGUCCAAACGUUGAAGAAGAACCUCUACCCCAUGAGCAGGAGAAGGAACCACAGUCCCCCAACAUACGCGAGAAAGAAGAGGUACCACAUUCCCAGCACAGCAAAGAGGGAGGAGAGGAGCCACAUCCCCCCCACAUUAAAGAGGAAGGCAAGACGCCACAGACCCAUAAUGUUAAACUGACCCUUCACAUUAAAGGGCAAGCGGAGGACCCACUGAUCUUACACAUCAAAAAUGAAGAGGUGGACCCACUGACCCCUCACUUUAAGGAGCAAGAGAACCUGCUGACCGCUCACAUUAAAAAGGAAGAGGAGGACCCACUGACCCCCUACUUUAAAGAGGAAGAGGAGGACCAAGAGGCGCCGCACAUUAAAGAGGAAGAGGAGGACCAAGAGGUGCCGCACAUUAAAGAGGAAGAGGAGGACCAAGAGCCGCCGCACAUUAAAGAGGAAGAGGAGGAAGAGGGCAUCAGUCAGCCUAAAUGGUUGGAGGAGUUCCCAGUGACUGGUGUCCCUGUGAAGAGUGAAGAUGAUGAGGUGAAAGGUGAAAGUGAGGAGAGGGGAGGGGGGGAGCCUCCAAGCAGCAGCUCAACACAACACAUGACAACAGAAGCUGAUGGAGACCACUGUGGAGGAUCACAAGCAGACAAGCUCUUAGCUCCACUAUCAGAUAGUGAGGACACAACGUCACACUCUCCUGACACUGAUGAUGAAGACUCUAAAGAUGAUAAGACAUGUCACACUGACAACACUCACUUCACAUGUUCUCACUGUCACAAAACCUUUAAAUACCAUUGUCGUCUGAAAAGACACAUGAGAACACACACUGGAGAAAAACCUUUCUCUUGUUCAAUCUGUAGUAAAGGUUAUGCACAAAGUCAGAAUUUGAAAAGACACAUGAAAACACACACUGGAGAAAACCUUUUUACCUGUUCAAUAUGUGGUAAAGGUUUUACAGAAAGUCAACAUUUGAAAGUACACAUGAGAACACACACUGGUGAAAAACCUUUUUCAUGUUCAACCUGUGGUAAAGGUUUUACAGAAAGUCAGAAAUUGAAAGUACACAUGAGAACACACACUGGUGAAAAGCCUUUUUUCUGUUCAACCUGUGGUAAAGGUUUUGCACAAAGUCAGGAUGUGAAAAGACACAUGAGAACACACACUGGUGAAAAAGCUUUUUCCUGUUCGAUCUGUGGUAAAGGUUUUACAAGAAGUACAGAUGUGAAAAGACACAUGAAAACACACACUGGUAAAAAAUCACAUUCCUGUUCAAUCUGCAACAGAAUCUUUUGUCGACGACCAAACCUUGUAGCACACAUGAGAAGACACCCAGGAGAGAAAGUGUUGAGUUGCAGUGUGUGUGGUGAAAGAUUGUCUUCUAAGUAGCAGUGUAAGAAACACAAGUGUGCUGGUGAGAACAGCAGCAGCAAAUGAAACUGCAGGAUUUGAAAUAAACUGUCCAGACUUUCAUUUUGACUUUCUAACAACAUCAGCACAUAUAACAUGUGUGACAUUGUUGUUUGUCUAACAAUCUGUUUAAUAUGAUCUUUACAUUUAUAGAUUACAUAGUUUGAAAUAUAAAAUUAUUACUUAUUUGUACUUGUAAUUGUUAAUAAUCCAAUAGAUUAUCACCUUUAUAUGAUAUACAUAUGUACUGGUUCACAUCUGAAACAUCUUCUGGACCACUUCAGGAAGCAUAUUAUUAUUUACUUUAUACAUCAUUUAAACAGUUGUCUUUUAUACAAUUUUAAAAUGUGUGAUUUUAUGAAUCAUUUGUUGGGAAUCUGUAAUCCAUUUUAUUAUUAUCUUUAUUACUCUCUUUUGUAUUAUGAUAAUUGUGUUGUGAUUAUUUUAAAUGUAUGUCCCCAGACCUUUAUGCAAUAAAAAGUGAGAGAAAAUGUCUGAA